GGGGGUUUGUUUGAUUGUUAAGGGUUGUACUAUUAUGAAAACUUAAUUAUAAUAUGGCUACGAUAACAAGGUGAAAUAUAAAUUCCAACCUCAGUAGCAUUAGAACCUCCUGAUUAGAAUACAAGAUGCGCUGUCUAACCAUAUCCAUCACCAUCUUUUUAAAUCUAGUCGUUUUUGGAAUAUGCAGCUACAUGUACUUGCUCUGGUCUCAAUACUGGAUCUACUCGGGUAAACAAAGCGAAUCCACGACAUCCACGUACGACCAACAAAUAUAUUUGUACAACCGAGGAUACUUACCGGACGACACGAAAAAUAAAUCGAACUUAGUCAAGACCCGUUCCAAACACGAAAUUAGAGAAAACAUUGUUUACAUUAAUAAUAGCCGGCCUAGGUUUCCUAGCUCUGGCCAGAAGAACAUAGAGCUCGACGCGAAACAGUUUUCCUGCUUGAAAAACGAUUCUCGACUAGAGUGCGAGAAUAAGACGAGACUUAUUAAGGAAAAAAUAUUGCGCGAACUGGGAAAUGUAUUUUUCGAGCAAAGCCACGUUUUGAAAUACGGCGCUAGAAACAAUACUUACAACGUUCAUUACGUUGGGCCCAAAGAGAACUAUAGAGAUAAAAGACCGCAGCAAGUUUUGUGUGAAUUGAUGAACACCAAACUGGAAACCCUGAAGCGGGGGGAUAUAGAUUCAUCCGAAACGAUAAAAAGUUCCAUGCCAAAAAGAGGGUUCUUCGAAAAUAAGUAUUUCAACAGUUGCGUGGUGGUGGCAAGUUCGGGUGCCUUGGAGGGAUCCAAUUUGGGAACUUUUAUCGAUUCUCACGAUAUAGUUCUUCGAUUUAACCAUGCUCCGAUCAAGGGUUUCGAACAGGAUGUCGGUAAAAAAACCUCGAUAAGAGUUCUGAAUUCGCAAGUAGCAACUAAAGCGCAGUAUAAUUUUCUGAAAUCGGCGAUUUUCAAGAACGUGACGAUAGUGAUAUGGGAUCCGGCCAAUUAUUCGGCCACUUUAGAGGAAUGGAUGCGACAUUCGGAAUUUAAUUUCUUUCCCAAUUUCAUACAGUACCGGAAACAGGAAGAACGGCCUAGGAUUUUCAUGGUUAAUCCUCUGACGAUAUGGGAUUUGUGGGAUUUCAUGCAGAGGAAUUUUCCGAAAAGGCUGAGAAAAAAUCCACCGUCGUCUGGAUUUUUAGGUUUGCGUUUGCUGUUACCCCACUGUAAUUUCGUCGACGUGGUUGAGUACAUACCGUCCGCAAGAGUCACCAAAAGAUGCCACUACUAUGAUCCUGACAACAAUCCAGCGUGCACGUUUGGAGUAUGGCAUCCAUUGGCAGCUGAAAAAUUACUGACAUAUCAUUUGAACUCAGCUUCCGACUUCGAUGUUUUUCAAAAAGGAUUUGCCAGAAUUAAGGGCUUUAAACAUUUAAAGUGUUAAUUUAUAGAUAUAUUAUGUGAAUUAAA
Messenger RNA from Sitophilus oryzae (rice weevil), 1456 nucleotides. It is a transcript of the gene SiaT, whose product is annotated as beta-galactoside alpha-2,6-sialyltransferase 1. Gene Ontology annotation, molecular function: sialyltransferase activity. Bases 126 to 1430 code for a protein of 434 amino acids. Lineage: Eukaryota; Metazoa; Arthropoda; Insecta; Coleoptera; Curculionidae. The transcript is spliced from 4 exons. The record is from RefSeq and is a predicted model, not a curated record.